GAACGGAAUAAUGCGACGACUGAUCUGAAAAGGAAUGACGUAAUAGAUAGGUGGGAGAGAUCCACGAAGGCCGCCUCCUCCGUUUGCAAACUCAAACCUCUUUCUCGUCUAUUCUCCGACUAAACUUUUUCUUUUUCUUUUUUUCUUCUUCUUUGUACUCUCCCAAUCACUUCUACUUCUUCUUCUUCUGCUUCGGACUUUUCUUUAUUUCCUUCUUCUUCUUCUUCUUCUUCUUCUGCUAGGGUUUCCUCCGUUAUCGAUCUUCAUUUCCUCAACAAACUAUUUCCAUUGCUGCUUCUUCUACAUGCCUUCAUAGGGUUUUCUAGAUAUCUUCUUUUGUUAGAAGGUUCCUUUCUUAUAUAUAUAUAUAUGAUUGGCCCGGAAAUCUGACUCAACUUCAACGCCACUUUUCUGUCCUUGAGGGUUCUGUUUGGUCGACUUCUUUUUGGGGGAGAUAUACUCAUGGCUUCUUACCGGCCAUAUCCUCCUCAAUCGUCUUUCGGUUCUGCCCCAGCUCAGAACUCCAUUCCACCUCCACCAUCCCAAUCUGCUUCCGCCUCUUCCCAACAGCGAGGAGGAGCUACUACUCAAUAUAAUCAGAACUGGGGUGCUUAUGCCGGCGAUGCCUCUGUGCCUCCUGCUCCUUCUUCAUCCUAUCCCCAAAAUUACAACAACCAACUUCAUCAAACUUCUAAUUACCACCAUCAACAGUAUGGUACUCCCAGAACCCAACACCCUCCACCUCCUCCUCCUCACCAGUCCUAUCCUUAUGCACCUCAACCACCGCCCCCUCCUCCUCCCGAUUCUUCCUAUCCACCGCCUCCACCCCCACCAGCGCCUUCACAACCUCCUAAUCUUUACUAUCCCUCUUCACAGUAUUCCCAGGGUAAUCAAAACCAGCAGUCAAUGCAGCCACCACCUCCGCCCUCAUCUCCACCACCGAGUUCUUCAAUCCCCCCACCUCCACCCCCAAAUUCUCCACCACCUCCAUCAGCUUCUCAGCAAAAAGCAGAGGGUAAAAACAUGGGAGCACACGAACGUGAUAAAGGAGUUUCCAAGGAUCCCUCAUAUGGCAGGCGUGAUCGUGAAAAUUCAAAUCAUGAUAAACACCAGAAGCAUUCUGGUCCCCCAAUGCCUCCCAAGAAAGCAAACGGUCCUUCAGGGAGAAUGGAGACAGAUGAUGAGAAAAAACUGAGGAAGAAGAGAGAGUUCGAAAAACAAAGGCAAGAUGAGAGGCACAGACACCAUCUAAAAGAAUCCCAAAACACUAUACUGCAAAAGACCCAGAUGUUAUCUACUGGGAAGGUGCAUGGAUCAAUUGUAGGAUCCCGAAUGGGGGAAAGGAAGGCCACUCCUUUUCUUAGUGGGGAGAGAAUAGAAAAUAGGUUGAAGAAGCCAACCACAUUUUUGUGCAAGUUGAAAUUCCGCAACGAGCUUCCAGAUACAAGUGCUCAGCCGAAGCUCAUGUCACUACGGAAAGAGAAAGAUCACUAUACAAGAUAUACAAUCACAUCACUAGAGAAAACCUACAAACCUCAGCUUUAUGUUGAGCCAGAUCUUGGAAUUCCUCUCGAUUUGCUUGACCUCAGUGUAUACAACCCUCCUAGUGUUAGAGUGCCCCUUGCUCCUGAAGAUGAGGAAUUAUUACGUGAUGAUGUAUUGAAAACUCCAGUUAAAAAGGAUGGUGGUAUAAAAAGAAAAGAGCGUCCCACUGAUAAAGGUGUUGCCUGGCUUGUUAAGACACAGUACAUCUCUCCUCUCAGCAUUGAAUCCACGAAGCAGUCUUUGACUGAAAAACAGGCAAAAGAACUGCGAGAAAUGAAGGGUGGACGCAAUAUUCUUGAGAACCUCAAUAAUAGGGAAAGACAAAUUAAGGAAAUUGAGGCAUCAUUUGAGGCAUGCAAGUCACGCCCUAUUCACGCCACUAAUAAGAAUUUAUAUCCUGUUGAGGUUUUACCUCUUCUACCUGAUUUUGAUAGGUAUGAUGAUCCAUUUGUUGUGGUAGCGUUUGAUAGCGCUCCCACAGCUGAUUCAGAGACUUUCAAUAAGUUAGACCAAUCCAUUCGUGACGCUCAUGAAUCGCAGGCGAUAAUGAAAAGCUAUAUGGCAACAGGCUCAGAUCCCUCAAAACCUGAAAAAUUUCUUGCGUACAUGGUUCCCUCUCCAGAUGAGCUAUCAAAGGAUAUUUACGAUGAGCAAGAAGAUGUCUCAUAUUCCUGGGUUCGUGAGUACCAUUGGGAUGUACGGGGUGAUAAUGUGGAUGACCCCACUACAUAUCUCGUUUCAUUUGAUGAUUCAGAAGCUCGUUAUGUGCCACUUCCUACAAAGCUUGUUCUUAGAAAAAAAAGGGCUAAAGAAGGGAGAUCCAGUGAUGAGGUUGAACAUUUUCCAGCACCUGCAAGAGUGACCGUAAGGAGAAGACCAACUGUAGCUACUUUGGAAGUGAAGGAUCCUGGGAUUUACUCGAAUUCGAAAAGAGGAUCAGAUAUUGAAGAUGGUAUCGGAAGAUUGCAUAAACAUGAUAGACACCACCAAGACAUGGAUCAAUACAGUGGAGCUGAAGACGAGAUGUCUGAUUGAUUAAUAACAUUUUGGUACAACCAAUUAAUUUGGCUUCCCAUGGAUUAUCUUCCAAAUUCAAACGCAGCUGGGAGUCGGCCCAAUUUUCCCUUUUUUACCACCAGAUGUUGAUGGUGCUUUAUUGAGUGUGAACGUUAAUGAUCUAUUGCUACGCUAACUUUAGCACUUGUUUUCAUUAUUAAAUUUCUUAAUUUAAUCUGUAUAGUUUCUUACCGACACGGCAGGAAAAAUGAAAUCGGAUAGAAGACUCUACAUUAGAUACUCCCUUUUUCCAGAAAAUUUGAUGUAAUGAUCUUAUAAUGAUUCUUUUAUAUGGGUAAACAAUUAUCUCGUGUGAUGCAUGUUACAA
Messenger RNA from Cucumis melo (muskmelon), 2929 nucleotides. Its product is annotated as protein PAF1 homolog. Gene Ontology annotation, molecular function: chromatin binding; RNA polymerase II complex binding. Gene Ontology annotation, cellular component: Cdc73/Paf1 complex. Gene Ontology annotation, biological process: transcription elongation by RNA polymerase II. NCBI's taxonomy places the organism in Eukaryota, Viridiplantae, Streptophyta, Magnoliopsida, Cucurbitales, Cucurbitaceae. Bases 463 to 2580 code for a protein of 705 amino acids. The transcript is spliced from 12 exons. The record is from RefSeq and is a predicted model, not a curated record.